Zerene cesonia (dogface butterfly) is the source of this 2373-nucleotide messenger RNA. RefSeq lists its product as uncharacterized. The transcript has 4 exons. The coding region runs from base 86 to 1816 and encodes 576 amino acids. The record is from RefSeq and is a predicted model, not a curated record. NCBI's taxonomy places the organism in Eukaryota, Metazoa, Arthropoda, Insecta, Lepidoptera, Pieridae.
UACAGCAUUGCGGCUGAAAAACGCACGCGCCGGUUAUAAUGUGAGCGGCGCACGACCACGCGCGUCUUCCCUCAAGGUGUUUGCGAUGUGGUACUCGUGGAUCACGUUACUGCUGGUGUGCGCACUGGUGCAGGCGAAUGUUGCGGGGGAAGCCGGGCCGAUGACGGAAGUGACUGGCCAAGUUGCGGAUGUAACCGGCCAGGUUGCUGCUAAGGCCGGCCAAGCAAAUGUGGCUCGUUCAAAUGAAGAUACAACCGACCAACGUGACAAUUUUUACGACGCAGUAAAGACCGACGACACUACCAAUGCACCUGAUUUGGCUGCUAAAGCCGGACCAGUUGAAGCAGAUAUCAACCCAAUCACAGAAGUUCCUAUACCGGUGGCAACUACUCGUGCUCAACCGCGCACCCUUGACCGACAAGCCGCAGAACUCGCCUGGCGCACUUGGCUUCAAAGCCCUGAAAGUGGCAACCCUAAUGGACCUCCACGAAGAAUAACUACUAAAUCACUAUUUAUCACGCCUUUAGUCUGUUCGAAAGGUCAAAGGCUCGAUAGAAAUGGAUGUGUACAGACAGUGACAGUCAACAAGGACGAACAUGAACGCAUUUUACUUGAACAAUUAAAUGCUUUGUUUAUGAAUUCGACACCUUCUAAUAACGGUGACGUUCUUUAUGACUAUGGCGAAGAGGAACCCGGCCCUCUACAACUCUCUAUACCAAUUGGACUGGAUCCAUCUACGCAGAACCGCGAUCCACUGACCAUUGAUAAAAAAGAAGAAAACAUGCUAAAUGAUGCUAGUAGCAUCGAAGCUGAGCUGGAACUUCUAAAAUUGCAACAAGCGCAAGGUCGCCUUAAUGACACUGGCGCUGAUAAUACAAAUAUUUUAUCGCACAACGUCUUAAACAACUUACUUUAUUCCGAAAAACCGAAACGAGAUAGUCCAAUGGUUAAUUCGAAUGAAACAAGCAGCCAAGAACUACCCGACGAGGGACAAAAAGAAUUAGUCUAUGGUCAUGUUAAUGUAGAUCCAGUUCUGUAUGACACCGAUAGCCAAAAUGAAGAAACCAAUGAUUCAAAUCAAAAAAUCCAAAAAAUUUCUUCUGACACUAUAAAUGGCACUGUGGACUCUCAUAAUGAUACAAAACUAUCGGAAGUACAAGUGAGCAUGCCUUCACUUUCAGCCAAAGAUGAAGAUGCAACAAAACUCAACCCAGAAAAUGAUUACUCGGAUAUUGGGGAAGCAAUUAAAUUAAUCAGUCGGUAUGCUGAAGUAUCAACUGAUGACAAUUUUUCUAAAAAUGACAACAAAUUUAGAAACUCUGACGACUCUAUACUAGGUACUCGCACGAAACUCCAAUACCGCCGUAAUAAAUUUAAAGAUUCAGAAAUAUUGAAAGAAGUUCCGUCUAAUUCUCCUGUAUCAGACUCACUAGUAGUCCAAACGAGUCUUCGUGGUAGACCGGGCAUUCUCUAUAGAUAUCCAAAUGCAAAUGUAUCGCCACCACCAAAUUAUCCUUUUAAACGUUUACAAGAUUAUUGGCCAGGAAGAAACCAGGUCGGAGGUGUUUACAAUAAUAUGCAUCAAAAUCCAAAACGUCACCAUCAUUCGUACCCACAUUAUUUCCGCCCUCGUGGUUAUCCCGUUGACUAUCCUGAUGUACAUUCUCGAUUAGUGUACCCAGGUUUUCAACACUAUCCGCAUAAACUACUGCAACACAGUGCUAGUCCCAUCAGUUCUCAAUAUAACGACCAGGAUAUAUACAGUCUUCUGGGUCUAAGACAUUGGUUUAGCGGCGAGGGCGCUUCAAAGAGAUAGUUUGAUUCCCUGUACAUAAGACAAUUCGAUGUUACCCGACGACAUAUAUUGGAAGCUAUGGGAGUAAUUUUUACUUGCAAUAUUAAAAACUAUUUAAAUGAUCGAUUUCAGCAUUAAGCCGUAUUAUUUUUACCAUAGCUUUCGAUAUAGUAUCCUAUUUAUUUUAAAGCCAAAUAUUAAAGUCAUAAUUAUGUUUAAGUUAUUUAAGCUAUUUUAAGUUCUUGUAAAUACUUUGAGCACGUAAACGUUUUAAAUUGCUACUGAUUUGUUUAGUAUUAUCGUUGUUUUGUAUUAUGUAAAUUGUUGUAUUAAUAAUCACUAAUUUAUUAUUAUUUGGUGUAUAUUUUUGUUGUUGUGAAUUAUGUAAUUGUAGAUAUGCAAAAGGAUACUUUAAUCGAUCAGUCGGUAACUAUAUUAUUUCAUGUGCAAUCAAUUCUUAAGGUUGAUUUUAUCUAAAAUAUAUUAACGACAGAUCCAAAACGAUAAUGAUUGGAGUGGCACAGGCUUGCCCAUUUUUAAUAUAAAAUUAUGUUACUCGUACUUACUUAUACUGUAUA